Messenger RNA from Myxocyprinus asiaticus (Chinese sucker), 3671 nucleotides. RefSeq names its product kinesin-like protein KIF11. Gene Ontology annotation, molecular function: ATP binding; microtubule binding; plus-end-directed microtubule motor activity. The record is from RefSeq and is a predicted model, not a curated record. Lineage: Eukaryota; Metazoa; Chordata; Actinopteri; Cypriniformes; Catostomidae. The transcript is spliced from 23 exons. Bases 201 to 3389 code for a protein of 1062 amino acids. Gene Ontology annotation, biological process: mitotic spindle assembly; microtubule-based movement. Gene Ontology annotation, cellular component: spindle microtubule; nucleus.
AUUCAAAGUAAGCUAACUGCUGCUCGUGAAAACCCGAAGUUGGAGCUUUACAUACAGAGACUGAACUGAAAUAAACUACAUUUCUGGAGAGUUUUAAACGACGUUUGUGUCUUAUUUGGUCUACUUUUAAAGGAGAUCAAUUAAAAGGUUAAGUUUAAAGGGCUUUUUCAAAUCUGGAGAGUAAAAGACGCCCUUUUAACAUGGCAUCAUCUCAGAUACCAGCGGCCAAAAAAGAUGAGAAAGGCAGAAAUAUUCAAGUGGUUGUACGAUGCAGACCAUUCAACACAGUGGAGCGUAAAUCUGCCUCUCAUACAGUUGUCGAAUGUGACCAGAACCGAAAAGAGGUUACGGUCCGGACCGCAGGCAUCACUGACAAAUCAGCCAGGAAAUCAUACACCUUUGACAUGGUGUUCGGUCCUUCUGCCAAACAAAUUGAUGUGUACAGGAGUGUGGUGUGCCCCAUACUAGAUGAGGUCAUCAUGGGUUAUAACUGUACUGUCUUUGCCUAUGGGCAAACAGGAACAGGGAAAACCUUCACAAUGGAGGGCGAGAGGUCACCCAAUGCAGAAUUUACAUGGGAAGAGGACCCUUUGGCUGGAAUCAUCCCCAGAACUCUUCAUCAGAUCUUUGAGAAACUGUCCAGUAAUGGCACAGAGUUCUCUGUAAAGGUGUCUCUCCUGGAAAUCUAUAAUGAGGAACUGUUUGACCUGCUCAGCCCUGCUCCUGAUGUCACAGAGAGACUACAACUAUUUGAUGAUCCCAGAAACAAAAGAGGUGUGGUCAUUAAAGGUCUGGAGGAGAUCACAGUGCAUAACAAGAAUGAGGUAUAUCAGAUCCUGGAGAGAGGAGCAGCCAAGAGAAAGACGGCCUCCACGCUCAUGAACGCCUAUUCCAGUCGAUCCCACUCAGUUUUCUCUGUGACUAUUCACAUGAAGGAGAUCACACUAGAUGGAGAGGAGCUGGUCAAAAUUGGAAAAUUGAACUUGGUGGAUCUUGCAGGUAGUGAGAACAUCGGGCGAUCUGGUGCUGUGGAUAAGCGGGCACGUGAAGCUGGCAACAUAAACCAGUCUCUGCUGACUCUGGGCCGGGUCAUCAAGGCUCUGGUGGAGAGAGGGCCUCAUGUGCCCUACAGAGAGUCCAAGCUCACCCGCAUACUGCAGGACUCCCUGGGAGGACGCACCAAAACCUCCAUCAUUGCCACCGUUUCUCCUGCCUCCAUUAAUCUUGAGGAAACGCUGAGCACACUGGACUAUGCCAACCGGGCCAAGAAUAUCAUGAACAAGCCAGAGGUCAACCAGAAACUGACCAAGAGAACACUUAUCAAGGAAUACACAGAGGAGAUUGAGCGUCUGAAACGAGAUCUGGCUGCCACCCGUGACAAACAUGGAGUGUACCUCUCAGUUGAUAACUAUGAGAGUAUUAACAGUAAACUGGUGUGUCAGGAAGAGCAGAUUACAGAAUACACCGAGCAGAUCACGGCUGCAGAGGAGGAGCUCAAGAGGAUACUGGACUUGUUCACGGACAGUAAGCAGAAACUUGAGCAGUGCACUGAGGACCUGCAGGACAAGAACCAGAGACUGGAAGAGGUUCACAAAGACCUAACAGAGACCAGGCUCCGCCUCACUCAGGAAGAGUACAUCACUGCACAGCUCCAGAGCAAUGAGGGCCAACUCUACAGCACUGUUGACCAGUUGUUAAGUACGGCUGAAGCCAGCACACAGGACGUCAGUGGUCUCCAUGCUAAGCUGCAGCGGAAAAAGGAUGUGGAGCUUCAUAAUGGGGAGGUCCAGCAAAGUUUCGCCCAGCGCAUGGAGAACUGCUACAACAGCAUUCAGAGCUCACUGCAGGAGCAGGGCCAAAAACAAGCCUCUAUAAUAGACUAUUACCGCUCAUCAGUGGGUGAGCUCCUGAAUGUGAACGGCAGGGUGUUUAAGGAGACGUUAGGUGCUGUGUGCGAGUCGUACAGCAGCAUUAAGGGUACUGUGGGAGAAGGUGUGGAACGGUGUAAACAACGAGUGCUACAGCAGGAGAAACUCUCUCAGGAGACACAGAACAACAUGCUGGAAAUACUGGAUGAACACAAAUGUCAUCUAGAGGAGGUUUUGGUUGCCCAGUCGUUGCCAGGUAUAAGGUCCAUCAUAGCCAUGAAUGACAAUCUGAAGCAAACCCUUCAAACAUAUCACACUCUGGCUGAGCAGAUGCAGGGUCUGAAAGCAGAGAUGAUGUCAUUUUUAGACUCCCAUGUUGAAUCAUUGGCCAGUAUGAGACAAUGUGCUGUGCAAGGCUCCAACGCUCUACAUGCCGAACAUGACAAGCUCAAGCAGGAGAUUAGCCAAGCAGGAAACAACCAUCAGACGCGUGUGGCCCAGCUGGUUCAGUGUUUGCAGAACCAAUUGAAUCUCUUGGCUUUAGACACUCAAACAGACUUUGAAGGACUUGCCCAGGCAACAUCUGCCCAGAAUGAGCCACUAGACAUGCUACGGAACACCAUACAGAGUAAAUGCACUGCAGCUGAGGAGCACACUGUGUCUCUCCGUGUUCAGUUGGGCUCCUCUGUGGAUGGAGUGAUAUCAGAGAUGACAGCAGUGACAGAAGAGGGAGGGAGGGCGCUGGAGGAAUGUGGCGGCUACUGCGGACACCUGCAAACUUCUUUGGACUCGCUGGCUGAGUCAGGACUCAAGUGGUGUUGUGAAGCCAGAGUCUCGACUGAGAGCAAAGCCCAGGAGCAGCUCAAGCUCAUCAGAGAGACAGAGAAGUCUAUGCAAGACCUGCUUAAGGCUGUUGAAGAAAAGGUGGAGAAAGCAGUUCAGGACUGUGAAGGCCAUCUGAGUCCAAUGCAGCAGGAAGUUGAAGGAAUCUUGAGUAGUGUGGAAGUGCAAACAGGCAAGGAUGAGACCACCUUGCAGGAGCACAGAGAGACCCUCUUCUCCAUUAGCACUCGGGCACUGGACACUGUACACAACUUUCUCAGCUCUGAGCUCCGACAAGAUUUACCUACAGGAACAACCCCUCAGCGUAAGGAGUACAUGUACCCACGUGUGCUGAAUCAGCCUAGAAGUCGAGAGGAGCUGGAAGAGGAGUUUAGAGCUCAGCAGGUGGAGCUUCAGAGCACACUGAGCCAGUGUGAGACUGUCAUUGAGGUAGAUGAGGACAAACCUCUCUAUCAGGACUCUCUGGAGGAUGAAGUCAGUGGUUCAAGUGAUGGAAACAUCACAGAACAGUCUUGCUCUGAUGAGAACUUGAUGUGUUAUGAGAGCGGAAGGGUUCCCUUUUUCAAGAAGAAAAGCAAGAAAGAAAAUGGCAAUAAGUCAGUGAACCGUUCAAAGGUGGAAAAUGAGAACAUGUGUUCGCCACCCCGUUCAAAACUACCACUCAGGUGUCAAAAUUAACACAAAGGAUGCUCCAGUUUUUAUUCCCUCCUGUCUUAAAUUGUAUUCUUUUUAGCAUAUGUAUGUCUUUCAACUUAUGUUUGUCUGUUUCCACACUGUCACAGUUGGUAAUAAUAAAUUACUAAAGCUAUAAGUUCAGGGUGGUUGUUAUUGUCCUAUUAGUUUCACUAGAGUUUCGAACAUUUGUGAUGUGUUUUUGUCGAACAUUUUAAUGUAUUGAUCUGUUUAAAAACUAAUUAUCCACUCCAUCUUAAAACCAAUAAAAAAUAUUUUUAAAGUGUG